Messenger RNA from Racocetra fulgida, 3213 nucleotides. The record is from the annotation of a GenBank genome assembly. NCBI's taxonomy places the organism in Eukaryota, Fungi, Glomeromycota, Glomeromycetes, Diversisporales, Gigasporaceae.
AUGGAAGCCACACAAAAAGAACUGAGCGAGGCCAAAAAGCAGUUAGAUAAGAAUGAAAGCAUUAUUAAGAAGAAUGAAACUGAUAUUGCUAAACUAUAUGAUGAACUAAGCAAAGGUGCCGAAAUUUUAACGGAAGAGCAAAUCAAAUCCAAAAAUAAUAGUUUAAGAGCAGCCACCGCUCCGGUGGUCUAUGUGUGUAGUGGGUUUGAUGGCGAUGCCACAGUUAAUUAUGUUAGGGGUUCAGAUGGUGAGAGGGAUACUAAUACUGUUAGUAAGUCACAAAAUAAACUCAAUCAUUUACUCAGCGACAACCAAGAGAAAAUAAUUAAACGAUUGGAAGAUUUAGAAAAGAAAACUGGACAACUCCAGCCUAUAGACCGCAUUAAAGAUACGCAAAAAUUAAGUCCCGAAGAAUUAAAAGACUUAUUAGACAAAGCUCGCCAGGCUUCUCCGGAAGAAAGAAAAAGGAUAAUGGAUGAGAUUAUUACUAAAACCCGUCAGGAACAAGAGGCAAUUAAUAAGAUAUUGCAAGAAGAUAGAAAUAAGCAAGAAAAGAAAAUGUUAAAAACUUUGGAAGAGGCCAAACAAGCCGAACAGCAAGGUGAUAAAAUUAAAGCGUCUCAACUAUUUGCCGAGGCUCGUCAACAUCAGCAAACUAUUAAUACUCAAAAUGAAUUAAUUGCCGAGUUAAAGAAAAAGCAAGUUGAAAGGGAAAAAAUGGCUAAGGAAUUAACUCAGGAAAUAGAUAACCCCUGGUAUAAAGAUUUGAAUUUCUCUUCAUGGCAGGUUUGGAUAAUUUUGCUGGCUAUCACUAACCCCCGUUGUCAAGGUAAAGAAAUAGAAAAUGGCCUAGCCAAAGAAGGUAAUUAUUUUGUCGGAGGCGAGUGUAAUUAUGGAGGACAGCAUAAAAUGAGUGAUGACUUAAAGCAAAUUAAUCAGAAUUUUAGGGCUUUUGAUGUUUUAGAUGAAAGUGGAGUUGGUUUCUUCUACGGCUCUUGCGUCGGUCUUGAUGAACAAUUACAUAAAUUUCAAGGGAAAUUAAAACAAUUAGAUAAACUAAACACAGAGGCCACCCAACUAACUGAAGAUUGGAAAAAUGAAAAAGACCCGAUAAAAAAAGCUAAAUUAUUUGCUCUUCUUAGUCAAAAAAAUCAAGAAAUCAAAAGACUAAGAGAAGAAUUAAAAACUGACCCUACUUUUGCUAUUUUUACUCAGGAAAAAAAUGAUGAGUUGGCUAAUAUUGUGAAGAAUAUUUUUCAAGGGAAUGCUAGUUUUUUUAGUUGGAAGAAGAAAGGGGAUAAGGGUAAAAAUAACGAAGGUUUACAAUCAAAGAAAUAUUUAGGUUUUAUCCCCCAUGAGACCGGCAAAAAUGCUUUGUUAAUUACUGGGGGAUUAUUAGGAUUAUUUUUAAUUUGGAGAUUAGUUAGAAAAAAGUUGGAUAAGGAGCACAAGGAGGCACAGAUUAAAGCCACUCGCGGCUGGGAGGCCGACAGUAGUCAUUAUAAUGUACAGGGGCGUCCCGAGGUUAAUGAUUGCAUGGAAGUCGAAGGAGUAGAUGAACCGAACUCUUUUCCCGGAAAGUUACUUUUCUCUCCAGAAAUCACUAAUUUUUUUAAAGAUAUUCUACAAGACAUCGAAGAUCUAGUCAGAUUUGGUGAAGUUAACCCAGAACUAGACGAAAAACAAGAUGGCAAUCAUCUUCAUUUCAAAAGACGCAAUAUGGUCAUGUAUGGAGCUCCUGGUACCGGAAAAACUGAAUUUAUUAAGCAAUUAGCUCAUCCUAAUAAUCCUAAUUAUGAAUUAUUACAAGAAAUUGAAAGGAAGCCGCCUUGUAUUAUUCAGAUUGAUGGUUCGACCUUAGCAACUGGCGGAAAAGCUAUGCCCGGUGGCGGUCAGCCUGAUUCUUAUCAAAAAUUAGUGGCUAUUAUUAAAAAGGCUAAAGAGGAAUAUUAUGGCGAUCCUUAUAGCAAAAAACCUUAUAUUGUUUUCGUGGAAGAAGCUGACCAAGGACUUAAUGUUAUGACCUCAGGUAUGGCCGAAUUAAAAGGGGAAGCCCAAGACAAAAACAGUUGCAUUAUUAUUGCUACCAAUAAUUACGAGAUAAUUGACCCCGCUUUAUUUCGCCGCGAUAAUAAUCCCGAGCCUGAGGAAUUAUAUAAAGUAUGUACCAAGAUUGGUUUUGAUGUAGCCAAGACGGAAUUAGCUAAGAAUUUACCGAUUAUAAUUAAUUCUUGGCAAAGACUAAACGAAAAAGAACGAAAAAUUAAGGAGCAAGAAUUAGAUUAUCUUAAUAACGCCAAGAAAAUUCAGAGAUACGAUUAUGGUCAUGCUUAUCGGAUGGAGGAGUUGCAGAGAGCUUUAAUAAGCAACUUAUGUAAUAAUUUAAUUGCUUUCAAAAAUGCUCUGGAAAAUAGGUUAAGUGAAAUAAGGGGAGAAUUAGCGGCUAAUUUUCAAGAGAUAAGUCAGUUGCGGGGAGAUUUAACAAUUCUGAAAUCCGAAUUGAAGCAAGCCGAGCAAAAUGUUGAAAAUAUUAAGAAUAAGACCAAUAUGAUUAUUGAACGACUAACUAACCAAAUGAAUUUAAAUAAUCAAAAUAUUGCCCGUGAUUUAAGUAGUGGCAUCAGUAGUUUGCAGUUCCAGAUUAACAAAUUGACCGGGAUUAGCGAACAAUUGGCUAGUAAAAUUAGUAGUAGCACUAGUUCUUCCAGUAGUGGUGGGGUUUCGGUGGAAGAAUAUAAUCAGUCGGUUCGUAAGUAUAAUAGUCUACAAAGCAAGAUUAGUCAACAUUUAGAUAGAAUUACCAGGAAAUUUAGUAUGCCUAAAGAAAUAAAAAAGUGGUUUACAAAAAAAACAGAAUAUUUACUAAACGCUAAACAAGCAGGGGAAGCAUUGGAAUUAUUAUCUAGUCUAGAAGAUAAUAGUGUAGAUCUUAUUUUCUUGGAUCCGCAAUAUGAAAAAGUAGCUAAUGUAUUGAAAUUGGCUUAUCCUUUAUAUCCCCAAAGUGAUUAUCAAAUAAUGAGAAUAAUUGAACAAGAGAAUCAAUUAGCCGUUAGCCAAAAAAAGCAUCCUCACCAAAAACCCAAAGGACUAAUAAAAGCUCUGGUGGAAGCUACCACAAUAGAAGGAGAUUUAAUUGUUGAUCCGGAGUUAGGGAGAGAUUAUUUAGGGUGUGAUUUGACUUUUCAAGAAAUGGAAAAAUUUCUGGCCUCCUAA